This is a messenger RNA of Haliotis rufescens (red abalone), 812 nucleotides long. RefSeq lists its product as uncharacterized. NCBI's taxonomy places the organism in Eukaryota, Metazoa, Mollusca, Gastropoda, Lepetellida, Haliotidae. The record is from RefSeq and is a predicted model, not a curated record. The coding region runs from base 37 to 795 and encodes 252 amino acids. The transcript is spliced from 4 exons.
UAUGUCUCCCCGCUCUACCUUCACUGUCGGUGUGGAAUGAAGACAAUGGCGAUGCUGCAAACAACGUUCAUCCUCCUCCUCUGCCUGAAACUUGUCGCAGUUGCUUCUUUGAAGAAAAACAAAACCGGUGUCAUUACUCCGUGCUCGGCUUCCACGAACAGGCAGUUCUUGCAUGAGCUGAGGUCGCUGCUGAGCCUCUAUCUGGGGGAAAAGGUUCUUCAGCCAGUGACCACCACUCCACAAAGUAGCAGCUCGGGAGGAGCGAUGUUCACUCGGUGGGGAAAGACAACAUGUCCGUUGGGAAAUGAUGUCAUGUAUAAAGGUUAUGCAGGUGGAAGCCAUUACACGGCCAAGGGUGGACCAGGGACAACUCUGUGCCUCCCUGACACUCCGAUCUACGCCAACCAUACUGCAUCAGUUACAGGCGGCUCUCUCUAUGGGUCUGAGUAUGAAACUCCUGCAGCAAAAGGUCCUCUGCACAACAUGUAUGAACACGAUGUCCCUUGCGUGGUGUGCCGCAGUCGUCACAGGAGGAGUGCUGUCAUGGUCCCUGCCAGGAAUGAGUGCUUCCCUCAGUGGCAUCUGGAAUACAAGGGCUACCUCUUCGGGGGAGCCACUGGAUACACAGGUUCAACUGAUUAUGUGUGUGUAGAUGAAGACCCGGAAUCCGUACCAGGAGGCCAUGCAAACAAAGAAGGUCAUAUCUUUUACUUGGUCAAAUCUGCAUGUGGUUCUCUUCCAUGUCCACCAUAUGUAAAUGGCUGGGAAUUGACAUGUGCUGUUUGUACAAAAUAAAUCACCUGAUAAACAGA